This is a messenger RNA of Centruroides sculpturatus (bark scorpion), 366 nucleotides long. RefSeq names its product nuclear pore complex protein Nup133-like. Bases 116 to 358 code for a protein of 80 amino acids. The record is from RefSeq and is a predicted model, not a curated record. NCBI's taxonomy places the organism in Eukaryota, Metazoa, Arthropoda, Arachnida, Scorpiones, Buthidae. The transcript has 2 exons.
AAGGCUAAAAUAAUAAAUUAUUUUAAUUUUUAUUAUUGAUUUAUGGAAAAUUAUUUUUCAGGCAGAAUUGCAAGGAGGGAAGAAUAAUCAUAUUGUUCUGUUGAAACGUGCUUUAAUGCUGUUUUAUAAAGAUGGAGUAGUCAAAAGCCAAGAAAUUAUAAAUAAUUUAGUUAUGCAGUCAUCUGUAGAUUUUUCUGAAUCCACUUCUGUUUUAGAUACAGCUGUGAUUACAAUGAGUGAAGAAUUUAUUGAUGAUUAUCCAGCUUCUGAUCCACGUUGGGCAGAAUCUAUUCCUGAUGGUAAUAAAAUUAUUUUAAUUUACACAGAUAAUAAUAAUAAUUAUAUGCUUUUAACUUAAACAGAUUA